AUGUCAUAUGCGGGUAAUUGUACCCCUCAACAAUCUGGUCAAAUGUUUGUAAAUAAAAUAAAAAUUAUCAGAACUGGAGGCAAUCGAACAGUUAAAAACACUUUGGAGCCUUUUUAUUUACUUGAACCGGAAUGGCCACUGACAGAUAAUCAAAUCACCGGUGCCAAAAACCUAAUUGAUCAUUAUGGUUUAAAAAAUGCUUAUCAAAAGUAUUUUCGUGGUAAUCUAAAAGAGGAACUUUCGGGGUUUUUAACCCACCUCUCUGGAAAUGUAAAUACUCCCUCGUCGUCUGAUGAAAGCGGUCUAAUGCAUUUAAUUGAACGUCCUCCCAUUCAAGGCAAUUCCUUUCAAACAUUUAAUAUUAGCCAGCUUGAUUCUGCGGUCAGAUUGCACCCUGGUCCCCUUCCUCAGGAGUUUAUGUCAUAUUUUGUCGCACCGUCCCCUACUCCUAAUGCUACUAGUAAUGGCCCAUCAUCUAAUGAAGCCGGUUCUACCCCCAGUGCCAAAAAGCGAAGACGAGAUGUUCAUCGGUCUGGAGUUGGUAGCGUGGCAUCUUCGGAUUAUGCUCCUUCAUCUUCUCUCUCUCAUUUUCCCUCAUCUAAUCCUUCUUCAGCCAUGGUGCGCGGUCAGCCGCAUCAAUCCGUUCAUCAUACCUCUAAUCAGCAUCAUCAUCCCUCUUCGGCUGCCAUGGCACCGCAUUCUGGACCCCUUAUGAAUCCGUCAGUUGCUUCGUCGUUGUCCUCGGGAAUUAGCAAACCUGCAACCUCCGUAGGUUACUUUGCUACUCCACCUGCAGCAAUGAAACGACCACUUGAUGAGCUCUAUAAUUCGCAGACUCCAAGUGGAUUGGCUUCGUCCGUGGAGUCACCUGGUGGGGGUGGGUACGAUUUCGAUGACGAGAUUCGGCGAAAAAGGCGACGAAAAGAGAAGAAGAGCGGCGGUAGCUCAAGCCGAAGAGAUAGGAUUGAUUAA
Rodentolepis nana is the source of this 972-nucleotide messenger RNA. The record is from the annotation of a GenBank genome assembly. Lineage: Eukaryota; Metazoa; Platyhelminthes; Cestoda; Cyclophyllidea; Hymenolepididae.